Molecule: messenger RNA, 1943 nt
Organism: Labeo rohita (rohu)
Lineage: Eukaryota; Metazoa; Chordata; Actinopteri; Cypriniformes; Cyprinidae
Gene: rnf141
Product: ring finger protein 141
Exons: 6
Coding region: 172-855 (227 amino acids)
Biological process (GO): protein autoubiquitination
Molecular function (GO): ubiquitin-protein transferase activity
Source: RefSeq, a predicted model, not a curated record
GAUUUUACCAUUGAGCGUGAUCGUGACAUCAUCAACCCGCGUCAAGGUUUUCUUGCUAUCAUCCUACUUGUCAUCUUGAAUAUUUGCCUGGAAAAAACAAAUGUCAGCAGGGCCUCCAGCAGUGAAUGAGGUCUAGAGUUGUUUUGGAGCAGACCUCCGUCUGGAGCCAAGAUGGGCCAGCAGUUUUCUGGCCAGGCAGUGACCAGACUGCCUGAGAAACUAAUCAAACAUGUGGGGCUAGUGCGUGACAGUGGCUACCUCACCUAUGAUGAGUUCUUGGGUCGUGUGGCAGAGCUCAAUGAUGUAACUGCUAAACUAGCCUCUGGCCAAAAGAAGCAUCUUUUGUUUGAAGUACAGCCGGGAUCUGAUGCAACAGCGUUAUGGAAGGUUGUUGUAAGAAUAGUGUGCACCAAGAUUAACAAGGAGGAUGGAAUGGUGGAGGCCUCCCGCAUUAUGAAUCUGUACCAGUUUAUCCAGCUCUACAAAGACAUCACAAGUCAGGCAGCUGAAGUAUUGAGUUCAGAGGCGGGAGCAGAGGGAACCUCUGGACCGCUGUCAUCAGAAGCUACCUGCCAGGCCAGCAUGUGGAUGGGCAGGGUGAAACAGUUGACGGAUGAAGAAGAAUGCUGUAUCUGUAUGGAUGGGAAAGCAGACCUUAUUUUGCCCUGUGCACACAGCUUUUGUCAGAAGUGUAUUGACAAGUGGAGCGGUCAGAGCAGAAACUGCCCAGUCUGUCGGAUUCAGGUGACUGCCGCUAAUGAAUCAUGGGUCAUGUCAGAUGCUCCUACGGAGGAAGACAUAGCUGGGUACAUUCUCAAUCUAGCGGAUGAAGCCGGGCACCCACACAGACCUUAAAAUGAAGCACUGUGCCACUGUCAUACUCACUGUCUCCCCAUAACCUUCUUUAAACAGUUAUUUCAUAGGGUGACUAUAAUGGGUAUUUGUUGCACUUUGUAGUGCCACUCACUGGAGGCAAUAACUGCUGAUUAUUUUGACUUUUAAAAACUAUUUUUAGGUUAGCAUCAUAACACCUGAACAAUUCAUAGAUGUGACUGUGAACUGUAUGUAGGUAAGUGCUAGACAACAUGUAGCUAUAGAACUCCAUUGCCUCAUUGCACUUGCUGUUUUAUCUUGUUUGUGAAGUAAUUGCACUUAAUUGCAUCCGUAAAGGCCUUGUAAUAUUUGAAUAAGCAUCACAGUAUCAGCAUGUGCAACAGUUUAAUGGUAAUGAAGCUAUAAUUCAGUCACACAUGAUUCAGUAACAGUUGAUGUGCAUUUUAAGGUUUAACGGAAUAACUGUAGUGAUCUGUUUGACAUGAAAUCUUUAUCUGUGUGUAAGCUGGACCAAAUGUUAAUUAUAGGGCAUGUCUCGUAUAACAUUCAUUAUGAAACAUAAUUGGGAAGGAUUAACAUUUGAGAAUGAACCAAUUUGCGUGUUUUCUUCUGCAGCUUAAUGAGUUGCAAGUGAAACAUUUAUUUUAUAGGCCAUCACUGAGACUUUCAGUGGCGGUUAAGUCAGUUUUUCAUAUUUUUUGGUGGUUUGAAAUCCUAGACUUUUCAUUCUGCACUUUCGUGUGUGAGAGAAACUGUGAAUUUGUCAGAUUAGGGAAUUCACUUGUAUUAUAAAACAUGUAUAGAUCAAUCUUUAUAUAUAUAUAUAUAAAUCUAAAUUUGUGUGGCAGUUUGUGAAGAUUUAAUCCAGUUAAGAUCUAAUAAUCUAGUUUUAAAAAAGUUAAUUUCUGCAAUAUUCUCACUGAUUUAUAGAGAUUUGGAUUGGGUGUUAGUAGUUUUUUUCAGAGGAAAUGACACUUGUUGCUGCUUUCUUUUGUGAUAGUGUUCUUUUGAAGGAGAGUUCUUUUAAAUAUGGACUGAACUGGGAUGUUCAGUGUUCCCUUUCUGUGUGUAAAUCUUGAAUAAUAAAGUAAAUAGAAUAUUUUUUUGAA